AUGGCCGGAGCUCCCAAUCAGACGCUGUACGUCAACAACCUAAAUGACAAGAUCAAUGUCGAGACCUUGAAAAAGUCUCUGCGAGAGGUUUUUGCGGCUUUCGGCGGCAUCAUCGACAUUGUCGCGAUGAAGUCUCUCAAGCGCCGUGGGCAGGCUUGGAUCAUCUUCAAAGAGGUGCCGGCUGCGUCGAACUCCCUGAAGUCCCUGCAGGGCUUCCCCUUCUACAACAAACCGAUGCGCAUUGCAUACGCCAAGACGAAGUCUGACGUGGUUGCCAAGGCCGACGGCACCUACGUCGAACGUCCCAAGAAGAUCGUCAAGCGUGAGGACGUUCGGAAGAAGGCGACAACAACCCAUGCGCCUCCCGAGAUUAAGACGGUCUCGACCCCGGCGAGCGCGGCUCAAUCUGCUGCGUCGCAGAAGAGCAUCCAGGAGUCCCGGUGCCGAACUUCAUGGCAGGUUGCACGUGUCGGUUUGCACGCCCACGGUGCCCUGAGUCAGUAA
This is a messenger RNA of Symbiodinium sp. CCMP2592, 504 nucleotides long. The record is from the annotation of a GenBank genome assembly. NCBI's taxonomy places the organism in Eukaryota, Dinophyceae, Suessiales, Symbiodiniaceae.